This is a messenger RNA of Spodoptera litura, 1876 nucleotides long. Its product is annotated as G1/S-specific cyclin-D3. Lineage: Eukaryota; Metazoa; Arthropoda; Insecta; Lepidoptera; Noctuidae. The record is from RefSeq and is a predicted model, not a curated record.
ACUCCACGCCGGCCGCUCGCGCACGAUCAGCUGUCCGACCACAAUACGCCGACACCGGCCGCGACGCGAGCUGUCAAUAAGCCGCAGUGCGGUGUAACAUGGAGCUUCUGUGCGCGGAGCGCGUGAGUCCCGAUAGCGGCGAUGUGGGCCGGGCACCGCCGGCGGUGCGAGCCCACCGGGCCGCCGCGCCGGACCCGGUGCUGCUGCGGCGCCGCGUGCUCGACAACCUGCUGCGGACCGAGGAGCGCUACGCCGUCACCGCCAACUACUUUGGCACCGUGCAGACCGAGGUCACGCCGCACAUGCGCCGCCUCGUCGCCGAGUGGAUGCUAGAGGUGUGUGAAGACCAGGGAUGCCAGGAGGAGGUGUUUCCACUGGCGAUAUCUUACUUGGAUCGGUUCCUGAGCACGUGCGCGGUGAGCAAGAGCCAAGUCCAGCUGCUGGGCACGGCGUGCCUACUGCUGGCGUCCAAGCUGCGCGAGCCCGGUUCCCGCGCGCUGCCUGCUGAGCUGCUCGUCUUCUACACUGCCAACAGCAUCACACUGGCCGACUUAUGUAGUUGGGAGCUGCUGGUGCUGUCGAAGCUAAAGUGGGACGUCGCGGGAGUGACAGCUCACGACUUCCUGCCGCUUCUGCUCUCGCGGCUACCACUGCGUGGCCUCGUCAACACCGAAAUGGUGCACAGACACGCGCAGACUUUCAUCUCGCUAGCUGCUAGAGACUACGAGUUCACGCUGUACUCGGCGAGCACACUGGCGUCGUGCAGCAUCGCGGCGGCAUUGCGCGGCCUCGGCCUUGACGGCCAUCUGCCGCGGCUGCAUGAACUCACGCGCAUUGAUUUGGAUUGUCUCCAAACAUGCCUGGAGCAGAUAGAGGAGAUGGUGCAGCACAUGAUCGAGGACGGCAGCACGGGGAACCCAAACGGGCAGGCACGCGAGGCCGCGGCCUGGACGCCGCCGCCGACGCAGGACAAGAGCCACAGUAACGCCGCCACGCCCACGGACGUGCGCGACGUGCACUUCUGAACUACGUGCACGUCCACCGCCGCGUCCCGUGACCCACGGACGAUUGCUUUAAUUACGGUGCAUUAGUACGAAAAUACUUUAAACUAUCAUGUUCAAGAUGCCCGUGAUCAAGGACUGAACCCAAGACUGACAAUCAUAUGUCUCUAACGUAGGUAAUUUUGUACGUAUCUUACUAAUCGCAACUUGCGCAUACAUAAUAAAUAAGUGUAAGCCCUGCGUGCUACUUGUAAUUUGCCUCUAGUCUGUGCGUUCACUAAAAUUGUUUUGCAUUGAACGAGUUUUCUUUAGAUAGAACUCUUUCAGGUCUAGUUUUACGGUUCUUGAAAUUACAAUCUACCUCUUAAUAAUUUAAGCUUCAAUUUCACCUGCCGAGUGCUCUAAUAAAUCUGUAAUAGUUUGCUAAUCAAAUAGCUGUUACAAAUAGAUAGUCAUUACCUUGUUACAUGUUCGUAUGGGACCAAAGUUAGCUUCACAUUUUUUCUUAUUUUAUAACAUAAACUGACUCAACCCUUCAGUUAUUCUGUAAUUAAAUAUAGUAGUUUUAUCAAGUAGCGUUUGUAAGUAAGAUAUAUUUAUCAGCUGAUUCAAUCACUGUUAGUCGAAGUAAAUCGAGGUACAAUACCUUUAACUUUUACUUAAUCAACCAUUUUAGAAGUUCAAAUUAUUAUCAGACAUUAUAAUUAUUUUUCGGUUCACUAAAUUCUUUCAGAAAUAGAAUGUCAUCAGAUGUAUGUUAUUGUAUCGGGGGAAGGCAAUAAAUUACGCUUGUGUAUUGUAAAAACUAAUAUUACGUACAUUUCAUAUUAUAUUUAUAACACACCAUGGAGUCAGAACUUUGUAUAAAAUUAGCC